AUGACUGCAAACCAAGGAACAGCAAAACUCUUAAGUCUUCAGAGUCAGACUCUGCUUGAACGGGGCUUACCACCAGUGGUGAAAGUGGAAGAACAGGACCCAUCAGACUCACUGCCAGAGGAGGACCUGAAGGGUGCAGGAAAAUCCCCUUUUAUUAUCCAGAUGGGGACAUCCGAAGAGCUUCUGAGAUGGGCGGCGUUGCCACAAUCCAGGACUCAACGCCAGGAGGCACAAGGGAGCUGGGAAGUCCAGUGGCAGGAAAAAGUUGCUGCUGAAGUCACAUCAGCCUUCUCUCCUGCAUGGGGCAACCUCCAGGUGCCACAACUCACACUGGCAGAUGAUAUUGAGGUCUACCUGUCCACUUUUGAACGUGUGGCUCAUGCCUGCCAGUGGCCAAGAGAGCAAUGGGCAGUCCGACUUGUGCCUGCCCUCAGUGGGGCAGCCCGAGAGGCCUACCGUUGCCUCAGCUCCAGAGACAGGAAAGAUUACGGGAAGGUGAAGGCCGCCAUCUUGUGCUGCUGUGAUAUUGGUAGCGAGAUUCGACGGCAGCGCUUCAGGCAGUUUGGUCUCCAGGAGGCUGAGGGGCCCCGCCAGGCUUGGGGAUGCUUGCACAAACUUUGUCAUCAGUGGCUGAAGCCCGAGAUCCGUUCUAAGGAGCAAAUUUUGGAACUGUUGAUCCUGGAGCAAUUCCUGAACAUCUUGCCAGAGGAAGUACGAACCUGGGUUUGGGAAUGUCAUCCAGAGACCUGCGCCCAGGCUGUGGCCCUGGUGGAAGAAUUUACCCUCAGGCAGCAAGAGGUAACUGUUUCCAUGAAGAUGGAGGAAGUGACCUCUGAUGAGGAGAUGACAUCCCCUGCCUCAUUGUGGGACAUUGCUGGCUCUCAGUCCUACCCUACAUGCCACUCACAGGAGGCAGCCGGAUGGAAUGAAGCCCAGUAUGAGCUCAGGAGAGAACAGGCUCAGCCUCCACAGGAGAUCGAUUCAGCAGGCUCCAGGACUGCCAGCCGGACCACGGAUACCCCGUCUGAGGAAGACUCUGGAGCCCUGAAAACGCCCCAGGACACGUGGGGGAAUAUGGGUAAGGCAACGUCCUCAGAGAGGACUGCCAGCCGGACCACGGAUACCCCGUCUGAGGAAGACUCUGGAGCCCUGAAAACGCCCCAGGACACGUGGGGGAAUAUGGGUGAGGCAACGUCCUCAGAGUGGGAGGAAGACAAGCGACUGGGUGAACAGGGCAGCUCUUCAGAUGAUGAACUUACUAUUCAAACAACAGGGCCUAGAAAGUUUCCAGCGUUCCUCUCUUCACCGACCCUUAAGGCCAGGGAGGAACUGAAGGACAUAGAAAGCCAAACAAGGACCUUCUUUUGGGGAGAAAAGCCUCACCAAUGUCGUGAGUGUGGGGAGAGCUUCAGAGUGAAGCAAGAACUUGCUUUGCACAAGAGAAUCCACUGGCGGGAGAGGCCCUUCCCCUGUGCUGUUUGCGGGAAG
Gekko japonicus is the source of this 1488-nucleotide messenger RNA. Its product is annotated as zinc finger protein with KRAB and SCAN domains 1-like. Lineage: Eukaryota; Metazoa; Chordata; Lepidosauria; Squamata; Gekkonidae. The annotation marks the transcript as partial. The transcript has 3 exons. The record is from RefSeq and is a predicted model, not a curated record.